Paramecium pentaurelia is the source of this 298-nucleotide messenger RNA. NCBI's taxonomy places the organism in Eukaryota, Ciliophora, Oligohymenophorea, Peniculida, Parameciidae. The record is from the annotation of a GenBank genome assembly.
AUGACUGAUCAAACAGAUAUAAAAAGAAUAAAUGUAUACAUUCCCUUCAUUGAAAUUUAUCUUCAAUUAGAAAUUAAGAUUACUAGUAAGCUUCAAUAAUUGGCAGAGAUUAUUCAUUAAGUUACUAGCAAUGAUAAUGAAUUGAAUAUAUUUAGGUAAUCCUUUAAAUAUAUUUAUUUGAUUUAAAUUUAGAGGAGAAUUACUUGGUAUGAAUCAAGUGAUAGCUUAAAUACAAGGAAUUACUUCGGGUGAUCCAAAAUGCUAUUUAACAGCAUAUGCUGAAAUGACUGGUGCAUGA